AUUCAAGGCAGUGGGCCCCCUGCCCAACUUCAUGGCAACAGCUUAAGCCAGCAACUAGCACAAAUGAGUAGUACUCCUGCUCUCCAUGUCCAGCAACUUCCGUCAUCCACACAUUUGUUGCCACUGCCUUCUCACCCUGUCACGCAAACACAACGCAGUACAAGUAUUCCAGGCAGUGGGCCCCCUGCCCAACUUCAUGGCAACAGCUUAAGCCAGCAAUUAGCACCAAUGAGUAAUACUCCUGCUCCCCAUGUCCAGCAAGUUCCGCCAUUUACACCGUUGCUGCCAGUUCCUUCUCAGGCAAUCGUCACAACACAGCAAUCAAGAUCGGCAUCAUCCUUUGCUAUGCCCAAAACAACUGGAAACGAACCGCCGUUCGAAGUAAAAGUUCUGAGCUUCUUAUCCAAAAUUGUAGGCAAUCUCGAUCAAGUGAAAAUUGAGGUGAAUGUGCUAAAAGGAAAGGUUGAUAAUUUAUCGACUUCAACUCAAGAAAAUGAGCCUCUUGCGACUGUGGAAAUUCCUCUUCUACCCGUCAAAACCAUUGAUGAACUGAAGCUGUACGAAGAAGUGCUAACCAAGGAUCUUGAUCAAUUCUUCAAACUGGUACGGUUCGUAAAACAAAUUGGUGGCCUAACGCUUUCUGAUUGUGUCAAACGGGCUUGGGAAAGUGUCCUCACUCUUGAAGUUAGAGUUUUUGUAAACUGGAAUGGUAAACCACGCACAGAGGGAAUUGCGUUCAAAAAUGCGUCCUUGUCCGCGCUGGAGUUCGAGACUAAAAAGGCUGUAAAAACCUGUGCGACCGUUUUGAAAAAGAAACAACUUGGAAUUGAAAUGGAUUCAUCAGAAAGCAACGAGUGAUCUGACCAAAGUAAGCAUAAUUAAACUAAAAUUGGAUGUAUACCUAAUAAUUAUAUUGUAGCGUUCACGCAUCAUUGUAAGAGAACUCUCGCCAUCCGUUAUAACUGUAACGGAUAGACAAACGACCG
This is a messenger RNA of Daphnia magna, 986 nucleotides long. RefSeq lists its product as uncharacterized. The transcript is spliced from 3 exons. The record is from RefSeq and is a predicted model, not a curated record. NCBI's taxonomy places the organism in Eukaryota, Metazoa, Arthropoda, Branchiopoda, Diplostraca, Daphniidae. The annotation marks the transcript as partial.